This is a messenger RNA of Penicillium canescens, 1134 nucleotides long. Its product is annotated as D-mandelate dehydrogenase-like dehydrogenase. The record is from RefSeq and is a predicted model, not a curated record. The transcript has a single exon. Gene Ontology annotation, molecular function: NAD binding; glyoxylate reductase (NADPH) activity; hydroxypyruvate reductase [NAD(P)H] activity. Lineage: Eukaryota; Fungi; Ascomycota; Eurotiomycetes; Eurotiales; Aspergillaceae. Gene Ontology annotation, cellular component: cytosol. Bases 1 to 1134 code for a protein of 377 amino acids.
AUGCCCAAACCAAUCGUCCUCCACCUAGGCGACGACAUCCGCUGGAACCAUGAGCUCUACGCUAAAUUCCAAGAUGCAUUUGAAAUCCGCCGUUCAUACAGUAUGAACCGAGAAGAGUUCAAGCGCGCCCUGAAAGAGCGCACCUUUGGUGAUUUCUUUGCUAUUUACCGCCCGUUCUGGAAUACCGGUGGUGAGAUGGGGAAUUGGGAUGAGGAGCUUAUCUCCCUUUUGCCGGCUUCUUGUCGUGUUUAUGCUAGUGCUGGGGCUGGAUUUGACUGGGUUGAUACGGCUGCUUUGGCUAAGAGGGGUAUGUAUACGCACAAAGUGAUGGGACUGGAUGUGGACGCGAAGAGAAAGAAGAAGUCGAUGCUAAUUUAUACCUCUGUUGGUUUAGGGGUUACCUAUUGCAACGCCGCAGCAGCAUGCACGGAAUCCGUGGCCGACGCCGCAAUCUGGCUGAUAAUCUCUACAUUCCGUCUCUUCAGCUGGUCCCAUGUAGCGGCACGCUCGGUGGACGCUGAGCAAUUCGUCGACGCAAACCGGAACUUGGCUAUGGUCUCACACAACCCGAACGGACACACACUCGGUAUAAUCGGGUUCGGACAGAUCGGCCGACGAACGGCUGAGAAGGCGUACCUGGCGAUGAACAUGAAGAUUCACUACCACGAUAUCGUGCGGAUGCCCUCCGAGCUUGAAUCCGUGUCGAAGGCGACCUAUCAUAAGGAGAUGGAUUCGUUGCUGGCGGUGUCGGAUUGUGUGAUGGUUGCGACGCCGUUUAGUGGGGAGACGUUGCUUAACAAGGGGCUUUUGGCGAAGAUGAAAGAUGGGGCUAGGUUGAUUAAUAUUGCUCGUGGAAAGUUGCUUGAUGAGGGGGCGCUUGUUGAGGCGUUGGAGAGUGGGAAGUUGGCUGCGGCAGGUUUGGAUGUGCAUUUUGAUGAGCCGAGGGUUAGUCCUAAGCUUGCUUCUAUGCGAAAUGUGGAGAUGAUGGCUCAUAACGCUGGGGCUUCAGUUGAUUCGCAUAUUGGGUUUGAGAGGUUGGGUAUGGAGAAUAUUCUUUCUUUUGAGAAAACUGGGAAGGCGGUUACGCCUGUUAAUGCGCACUUGGUUGCUAAGGCGAAUGGGUCGAAGCUUUAG